Molecule: messenger RNA, 6436 nt
Organism: Anopheles stephensi (Asian malaria mosquito)
Lineage: Eukaryota; Metazoa; Arthropoda; Insecta; Diptera; Culicidae
Gene: CycY
Product: cyclin-Y-like protein 1
Exons: 3
Coding region: 1575-2666 (363 amino acids)
Biological process (GO): regulation of canonical Wnt signaling pathway; regulation of cyclin-dependent protein serine/threonine kinase activity
Cellular component (GO): plasma membrane
Molecular function (GO): cyclin-dependent protein serine/threonine kinase activator activity; protein kinase binding
Source: RefSeq, a predicted model, not a curated record
AGCAUCAGAAAUGUCUUGACUUUUGGAACAACAACGGGAUGUUUGUGUGCGAGGAAAAGACGGCUCGUAAGUGAAGAAAAGAAAAACGCGAACCCGAAUGGUGUGAAAACGGUGCGUUUUGUGGCAGUGAACGGGCGUCCAACGUAAGCAAAUGCAUCGCAACACAUCCGUUUCCGUGGGACUGCACCGAAUGCAUGCUGGAGCCUAAAAUAUUUCCAAAAGCAACAUCAGUUCGAUACGGUGAAGAGUGUGGUGUUUUUUUUUCUCCAGAAUUUGUGUUCGUGCUUCAUAGUGUACCGAAUUGUUAGUGUAAGUGUACAGUGUAUAAAUACAACGAUCAUACAACGCUCUUAAUCGUGCAAGUGCAACCAAUGUUCAACAACAUUCGUGAAGGGGGUAGAGUUUAAUUGCCGUGCACCGUGAAAAGCGCCGCCACAUCUCUUAACGUCGCAGCAUAACGCCCAUUCCACAGCCGGGCGUGAGCAUUAGAAACGAGGAGUUGUCGGUGGCCGGUGUCGCGUAAAUUAAAAAGAAACGAAAUCUUCCCAAUCUUUCGACGGUGUGUCGAUCACUGGUCUACUGAGGGAUCCUCAUCAGCCGGUUUUUUGGAUUUCCAGCCUCAUCGCUAUUAAAGCAAUACCAAACACCUUGCGAACUUUUUUUUUUUUUUAUUUUCAACAUCUUCAGGCCAUACAAGGAUCUAGUGCCAAAUUUUAUCCGUUAAGAACCGAGAUAGACAGAACGAACACUCGAUGCAAACGUUCGAAAACCGUCGUUGUACAGCGGAAAGGAUACCGAUUGAAUUAAUGAACUAAGAAAAGGAGGAUACGAGGUUUAAAACAAACACGGAAAAUCCAUCCCUCAAUAAAGAAAAGAAUCUAACCUAAAGUGACGUCUUAAAGACAAUUUUGGCACAAGGCACAAGGAUCAGCAUAGCAACAAGAGUCGGAUACUCAGACAUUCUUGGAGGAAGAAAAGGCAUCUACCACAAAAGCACAAUCACGCACACACACACACACACACCCAAACAGCCCAAGAGAAAAUUCGUUUGCAUCUCUCAUCUUCUAGUCAUCCCCAAAACGGUUAAAGGCAACAGAGCACGGCGGGCGGAUCCUGCACAGCACGCGCAACUUUUGAAACCGAUAACCGACGACUGCCAAAUUUUACCUUCAUUCCGAACUCUGCUGCAAUACGUGAGUAGUACGUGAACGAAAUCUUGCGACCGUAUAAAGUGGCCAGUUUUGCUUCAACCUUCCAUCAGUAGCGUGCACGUGGGAACGUUAAAAAUAGGACGGGCUUCACCAGAUUUGGUAACAUUGCGGAACCCCGGCACAAAGCGUUCCGAGUCCGGUGCCCAACUCUUGUACUAUAUUUGUACACCAUUCAAGAGCGCAGCAGAGACGACCCGCCGUCGUUGGUCAUUAUGCUGCAGGAGAAGAAGCACAUUUGAUUCAGGCCAAAAAUACACUUUGGCUCACAGCGAGAGCUUUAAAAAGCACACACCGCUGAACGGGUGAACCCAAACAGAAGCAUAAGAAUAAACCUCACGAAAAAAAAAGGAAGCAGCAGGCAGGAUGGGAAACAAAACGUCAUGCUGCUCGUACUCGAGUCCACCGCCGACGCGCAAGGCAAAGGAGGCGCCCGUCUUCGAGGAACAUCUGCCCGAGGGCGAACUGUCCGCCAACAAUCUGCAGCACAUCUCCGAGCGCGAAGGCGACGACGGUGAGCACGAUCCGUCCGUCGAUCCGUCCGCCGGCACCAUGUUCCUGGAGCGCUCGAAGCAGUGUCUCGAAAAUGGUAUGACGCGCAAAAAGUCCCAGCACCAGAUCGUGCCGCAGGGCGGCGGUGGUCCUGGCGGCGGAGGAGGAGGUGGUGGAGGAGGUGGAGGUGGAGGAGGUGGUGGUGGUGGUGGUGUGCUGAAGAAGAGUAGUAGCUGCUCAACGAUCUACCUGGACGACAGUACCGUGUCGCAGCCGAACCUCAAAAACACGGUCAAGUGCGUGUCGCUGGCGAUCUACUACCACAUCAAGAACCGUACCAGCGAGCGGCGGAUAGACAUCUUCGACGAGAAGCUACACCCGCUGACGCGUGACCCGGUGCCGGACGAUUACGACCGGCACAAUCCCGAACACCGGCAGAUCUACAAGUUCGUGCGGACCCUGUUCAAUGCUGCCCAGCUGACGGCCGAGUGCGCGAUCAUCACGCUCGUGUACCUGGAGCGGCUGCUGACGUACGCCGAGCUGGACAUUGCGUCCUGCAACUGGAAGCGAAUAGUGCUCGGUGCGAUCCUGCUCGCGAGCAAGGUGUGGGACGAUCAGGCCGUCUGGAACGUGGACUACUGCCAGAUACUGAAGGACAUUACGGUGGAGGACAUGAACGAGCUCGAGCGGCAGUUUCUGGAGCUGCUGCAGUUCAACAUUAACGUACCGUCGUCCGUGUACGCCAAGUACUACUUCGAUCUGCGCACGCUUGCCGAAGCGAACGAUCUGUCCUUCCCGACCGAGCCGCUGUCGAAGGAGCGUGCCCAGAAGCUGGAGGCGAUGUCGCGCGUUAUGCAGGACAAGGCGACAGCGGAAGCGCUUAAGAACGGGAUGAAGAAGUGGUCCUCGAUCGACAACAUCCACCAGCAGGGCGGUAUCCGGCGCAGUGUUGCCAUCCUGUCGUGAUUUUCUUCCAUCCCGGUGCCGCCGCCCGUGAGCAGUACGAUGAUGAUGAGGGUUCGCGCAUAAAUGGACUCAGCUCGGGGCACGCCCGCCAGAGCCGCCAUAACACCGCCGACAGCCAUGUGCGAGUGCUUGGGUUGUCUGUGCGUGUCCUGUGGCGAUGGGAUCGCUGUUGUGAGCAGCUACCCUGCUAUCAACUAGACUUGUAGUGUAACUAUCGUCGUUAGAACGCAACGCUACUCUUACUGCUGCUAUUGUAAUUAUGACACAUAUACACACACACCGCCAACUGCUGCUAUCAUUUCACAAACAUCUCGGUCAUCUCGGAGGAAGAGGAGUAUCAGGACGCUACAGAACUGCUGCUGUUAGGGAUACAGUUCGGUUCGCUAGGCUUCAGUUAAUAUACGUGUGUAUACUGUUUCACACAUACACACCCUUUUGAGCUAUCAUCAGCUGUUUUUUUUUAAUCAAAGGACAAAAUACACACCUCCAUCAUACAUCCACACACACACACACAUAACUCUGGGCUCGAAAGCAAGGUGAUCGAAUAACGAUUAUCUGGUGAAGCGUUAGAAGAAAAGCAUCUAACGUGAUGCGAUCCUUGAUAUCUGUAAGGAUAUCUCUGAAGAUAGCCAGAUACGCGCUAGAUUUCUUCGGAAGCAGAUGGUCCAUAGUGCAGGUCGACUCGGAGAGCCUGGAACCGAAUCCUGGAGAAAUCGGCUAAACAAACUGUGUCAAUUUAUAAGAUUUUGCAGAUGAUGAAACAAGCCCUAGCCUAGCCGGUACACUGCUGUAGAAAGCAAUGAUGUCUAGUAGUGUUACUUUUUAAAGCUCAUCAAACACACACACAAAAAACCCCCCACAGAAAGCUAUCUUUAAAGGGAUGCAAUAUUUUUCUAUUGUGCGUAUAAUUUAAACCCGGACCCGGAGCGCGAACCCGGACAAAACAACGAUUGUACUAGCCAGCUUAUCUAUUUCAACCCCCCCCCCCCACCCCCCCCUUAGAAAGUUUGCAUGCUUUUUGUUUUUCGGCAUCGGGCCAGCAUCAUAUUCAUAAUGCUUUUAAAUUGUUUUUUCGCUUAAUGUCUUAAUUGCAGGGUUUGAACACUACAAAGCUCACAUAUUCCCCUAAAUGAUUGCAAACCUCUCCCGAGUGAUGGAAAAUAUCUUCCGAUGAGUUGCGAACACAUCCACUCGAAUCGAAUCCCUGUAUCGUUUUUUUCCGACUAGCUACUUGCUUCCAAUUCUGUGGUGUAGGAUUGCGCAAAGUGCAUUUUCUAGUGAUAUUUCUUAAGCAGUAACUAAAGCCACUGCUACUACUACCACUACCAGUUUGGGAAGCAGUAAAUUAGGCGCCCACAAUAUCGCAUCUUUGUCAUGCAAGCUGUAAAGAAAUUAAUUUGUAAAAACGCAGAACAACACGCACGGAUGCUAAGCCUCAGCUUAACGAUAGUAAAACCAGAGUGGUAGCAUUAAAAUCUCAGUCAAAAGUGGGUAACGUCAGUAUAGUGAUAUGCACCCCCCCUCCUCCCCCCCCCCCCCACUCGUUCCUUGAACGUUUCGGGCAGUUUUUUUAUAGUGAAACAAAAUGAAGCAUGUGUCGAUAAACGUAAAAUAUAAAGUAAAAAAACAAAACACGAAAAAACAACAACCGGGUAGAGUAUUAAGGAAAAGCGAAGACAAAAAAAAGGGGGAAAACAACACUUUGCGACGGAAGGAACAAAAAAAAGAACGAUAAACAGGAGAAACACACACUAUACAAUAUAUGCAAUAGGUAUAGGCUAUAAAAAAGAGAGGAGGUAUACAGCAAACAAUGUAGAAAGUGCAAAACUGUUUUCGAAAAAAAAGAAAAAAAAACAAGAUAAACGCAAAUAUUGAAAAAAAACUACAACAAAAAAAACGAUAGUAGAACAUAAAACAUCAGAGACGGUGGGGUAUAAAUAUGCUAGACGAAUGACCAAACACACGAUUAAACAAAAAUUUUACCAAUGUGCAGAAUCUGCAGUGUGUUCGUGCAGUGUGCGCGUGCAUCGUAUUUCGAGAAAGGACACUAAAAUCGGCUGUUUAUGUAUGUUUCCUUUUUUCUUCAUUUCAUUUUGCACAUUUUAUUAGUACCCCACCACUAAACAGGUUUUUACCAGUUGAUACUGUAAAAGCAUCGAUCCCUUUUUUUUGUGUAAACUUACCCAACCCGCUGACAGACCGUGUUCAAUAUCAUCGGCUACAAGUACAAUAUCAUCUGCUAGCUUUACAACUCAACGGUUAAAGUCUGAAUAGAUGCUCACGGUACUCACUGUUUUGCUACUGAGUUACGCAAAAAUGUAUCUUUUUCUAACUUUUUAAGUAAAAUUUGUUAUUCAUUUACUAUUUAUAAUUAUUAUCAAUAAUUAUUACAAUAAUUUUUCACAAUUUUGACCAAACUUUUACCUAAAUUUAAGGUAACGCAGAAGCAAAAAGUGAGUGCCGUGAGUGGGGGGGGGGGGGGGGGGGGGGUUUGGUCAUCUAUUCAGACUUAAGCCCAACUCAUCUUGCUUUGUUUACAAAACAGGAUCGAUGCUUUGACAUCAUCAACUGAAAACCCCUGUAACUAGUCGAUCCCCGUUAAUCCAAGCAUGCGCUUGUGUUGUCCCUGUUCAGUUUUGUAUAGAUAUUAUAGCCUCUCUUCCUCUCGCUUAUGUCUCUGUGUGUCUAUGUGUGUGUUUAUGUGUGUUUGGGUUUAAUUUUCCUCCGGCCUAAUUAGCCCACUAAAUCUAAUGCAAGUAACUAAGUCAUACAGUUUUCAUGUACCAUCCUACCAAACAUACGGAAUGGUGUGGCAGCGCCAUGGGACAAAGAUGGUCAAGCGGUAAGAAAAUGAUUGACCAAUUUUUUUUGGGACCUUACAGUAUGCCCAGAAAGAGAGAGAGAGAGAGAGAGAGAGAGAGAGAGAGAGAGAAAGAGAGAGUUUCGAUCCAAAAAACUUCCAAAAUGUUUAAAAAGAAUCCCCCAGCUGAAUGCGCCUCAGAGAACGUGUGUAUAAAAAUUAUAUAUAAAUUAGAAUUGUUUUUUUGUUUGCUUUGUUUGUUCAUUUUGUUUACUCAAAACACAUUGCACAAGAAGAUAGUCCACAAAGAAACUAUUGAUAAAAGAAGGAACAACUUCAAAGGCUGAUUCCCAGCAAAUGCAACAAACAUGGCGGAAUGUGUGACUGAGGUAAAAUUAUAGAUUGAAGGCACUCCUAUAUGCUCUGGUGUGACAUUUUAGUAAAUGUGGGCGUGUGCGAAUAAAAACUAAACAAAACAACAAAAAAAAACAAACAAGAACCGAGUAAAGUGCUAAGAAAGUGCGUAACCGAAUAGAGUCAAAGGAAGAAGGAGGCAAAACAUACGAUACCGACACCCACGGCACCCACAACACACGAGCAACAUACAAUUCCGUUCGAAACCGAUGAUAGCAAAUCGAGGAGAAGAUAUUGUCUAACUAGGAACUAAUAAACGUAUAAAAUAUAAAUAACGAAAACACACACACACACACACACACAACUAGCGAAGUGGACGCGAAUGGGGUGUGAAACGUUUGCUCUCGGAAAGAGCUUUGUAAGAUCGCACGUGAUCCGAAGCUCACUCAUGCAACUCGAUCGUGCCGAGUGAGAAAGAAAGAGAGAGAGAGAGAGAGAGAGAGAGAGAAAACGUAUGAAGGGAUGGAUGGAAUAUCGUACCAAUUUAUAAAAUGAUCGUGUAACUUGUAAGCCUAUUGCGAAGGAAGAAGAGUAAAGUCUCAUGAUGAUGAUAAAA